AUGACAAGUCCUCUCCCGUUGGAAGCAGUGAUGUCGUUGCCACAGCACCGCACGGGGCCGUCCCCGGCUCCCAAGACGCUGGCCUUCUCCAUCGACCGCAUCAUGUCCAAGGGCUCGGAGUCGAGGGGGAGCCCGGCGGAGGACGCCGAGGGCAAAAAGUUGCUGGGUCUCUGCUCGCCCAUCCCCUGCAUGAUCCCGAUACAGCCGUUCAGCUACGACCUGCAAGCCAAGGCGCUGAUGAACUACACCGAGUUGUGGAAAGCCAACCUGCGGGGGACGCUGUGCGGCUCCUCGGUCGCCUGCAAGGCCACUUGCGGGAUGUGCGGCAAGCUGGACGCCGGCGCGAAGCACCCUCUGUUGCCGGGCAGCAGGGUGAUAAAGCCGCAGGUGGUCCACCAAGCCAUGGCGAUGCCCGCCGGCGGCUCCCUGUACUAUCUCAACUACCUGGACUCGGCCUACCCGCCGUCGGAGCUGCUCGGCGGCCACCUGUUCUCCUCGGCCUUCGCCGGCUCGCACGCGCAGGCGUCCAUCUCCGCGCACCACAAGCUGCUGCUGCUGGAGAACGCCAAGCUGGCCGGGGUGGCGGCCGACAAGUUCCCCACGCCCCAGUACCCCCACAAGGAGCACCUCCCCGGCCAGCUGGACCAGAUAGUCAAGGAGAGCCACCACGGCCUGAGCUCGGAGAAGAGCGGCGUCAAAGCGCACAGCAAAGCCAGCGGCGCCGCCGCCGCCGACGGCAAGCCCAAAAACUUCACGUGCGAAGUGUGCGGGAAGGUGUUCAACGCCCAUUAUAAUCUGACCCGACACAUGCCGGUGCACACGGGCGCGCGGCCCUUCGUCUGCAAAGUGUGCGGUAAAGGAUUCCGCCAGGCGAGCACGCUGUGCAGACACAAGAUCAUCCACACCCAGGAAAAGCCUCACAAGUGCAGCCAGUGCGGGAAGGCCUUCAACAGGAGCUCCACUCUCAACACUCACAUCCGGAUCCACGCCGGCUACAAGCCCUUCGUCUGUGAGUUCUGUGGCAAAGGCUUCCACCAGAAAGGAAAUUACAAGAACCACAAGCUGACGCACAGCGGGGAGAAGCAGUACAAGUGCUCCAUCUGCAACAAGGCCUUCCACCAGAUCUACAACCUCACCUUCCACAUGCACACGCACAACGACAAGAAGCCCUUCACCUGCGCCACGUGCGGCAAGGGCUUCUGCCGGAACUUUGACCUGAAAAAACACAUCCGGAAGCUGCACGACAACAGUUUACCGCCGGUCACCGACCCCUCUGCGGAGCUGUAG
Molecule: messenger RNA, 1287 nt
Organism: Lampris incognitus (smalleye Pacific opah)
Lineage: Eukaryota; Metazoa; Chordata; Actinopteri; Lampriformes; Lampridae
Gene: fezf2
Product: FEZ family zinc finger 2
Exons: 4
Coding region: 1-1287 (428 amino acids)
Cellular component (GO): nucleus
Source: RefSeq, a predicted model, not a curated record